This is a messenger RNA of Xiphias gladius (swordfish), 6747 nucleotides long. RefSeq names its product NLR family CARD domain-containing protein 3-like. The coding region runs from base 132 to 3386 and encodes 1084 amino acids. The transcript is spliced from 10 exons. The record is from RefSeq and is a predicted model, not a curated record. NCBI's taxonomy places the organism in Eukaryota, Metazoa, Chordata, Actinopteri, Istiophoriformes, Xiphiidae. Gene Ontology annotation, molecular function: protein binding.
UUUUUUUUGAACCUCUCUGAAGGUGUGUUCAAUGACUUUGUCACCUGCUGGUUGAUGAACCUAAGGUUUAUCACCUGCUCUUAACACGACUACUUCUUUAUCUUAUGUUUACCUGUGUGUAAGGACAGCGCAUGUGUCAGCCGGGCUCGGGCUGUUUGGCAGCAGAAAUGCCCGGGAAGAAAGGAAAGCGACGCGCCUCCGCAAGCCCCGGCCUUCCCUCUGAGUCAGCUGAGGUUAGCUCCUGCAUGGAGUGUCCGGGCAUUUCACAGAUGAUUGCAGGUGGGUCCACGUGUCCCAGCAUGGUCUCCAUGAAGAGCAACCGAUCCCUGGACAUGCCAACUAACUUUGGUGUCGAGGAGGCCGAAUGUUCACAGAUGAUUGCAGGUGGGUCCACGUGUCCCAGCAUGGUCUCCAUGAAGAGCAACCGAUCCCUGGACAUGCCAACUAACUUUGGUGUCGAGGAGGCCAAAUGGCAGCCGACUGGGAAGCUAUCCAGCUGUUCAGUGUGCAAGGAGGUUUUUAGGGAUCUAGUCCCCUUAAUGUGUGGACGCUGGUCUUGCAAACAGUGCCUCAGGUCAGACCGGGACCAGUCUGUGUCACCAGUAGACUACACCUGCCUGCAGUAUGCAAAGAAACUCAGAAAAGAUCCUGAACACCAGGGAGAUGAUUAUGGUGACAGCCAUCUUCUGAAAACAAAGAAGAAUCAUAAAGAAGCAAUGAAAAAGAAAUGUGCUUUCACAAAUGAAGGUCUUGGUGACCAACAGAGUUCCCUGAGCAGCAUCUACACAGAAGUCUGCAUCACCACUGGGGAGAGCAGAGGGCCACAUGCAGAGCAUGAGUUCAAAGACCUUGAGCUUAUAUGGAAAGUGCAGUCAUCUGACCAUACAGUCAGCCUCAGUGAUAUCUUCAGACCUUUGUCUGGCCAACAGAAACCCCACAGAUUAGUCCUGACGAACGGUGUCGCAGGCAUUGGAAAAUCAUUUGCUGUGCAGAAAUUCGUGUCUGACUGGGCCGAGGAGAAAGCAAACCAGGAUAUUGAUUUUGUUUUCCUCAUUGCUUUCAGAGAGCUAAAUCUGAGUACAGAUAACAAAAGCUUGCACAAGCUCCUGACUGAAUUCCACCCUGCACUCUGCAGUCUGAAAGAUUCAGAGGAUUACGUCACAACCAAGGUUAUAGUUAUCCUGGAUGGCCUGGAUGAAAGCAGACUUGAACUGGACUUUAAGAAUGAUAAGACAGUAACCUCUGUCAGUGAAGUGACAUCCCUGGGUAAUCUCAUAGCAAACCUGAUCCAGGGUAACCUUCUUCCUGAUGCAAAACUCUGGAUAACCUCCCGUCCAUCAGCAGCCAGGCAGAUCCCUGCAAAGUAUAUCAACAUGGUGACAGAGAUAAGAGGGUUCAAUGAGCCACAAAAAGAGGAAUACUUCAGGAAGAAAAUUAGUCAUAACAAGAGUCUUGCUGACAAGAUCAUUUCACAUAUCCAGUCUUCACAGAGUCUCAGCAUCAUGUGCAAGAUCCCGAUCUUCUGCUGGAUUUCUGCUGUAUUAUUCGAAGAGGUCUUUAAGGGAGAUGAAAAAGAUGUAAUUCCUCAAACUCUGACAGAGAUGAUGGCACAUUUCCUGUUUGUUCAGACAAAAUGCAGAAGCAGGAAAUACAACAAGAAAACAGAGAAAAACACAGAGAGGCCUCUGAAGACAUACAAAGAAUUUCUUCUGAAACUUGGCAAGCUUGCAUUUGUUCAUCUGCAGAAGAACAGCCUAAUCUUCUAUGAGGAAGACCUGGAAGCCUGUGGCAUUGACAUAAAAGAAGCAUCUAUCUACUCUGGAGUUUGCACCUCAGUUCUCAGUGAAGAAAAAGUCUUUUUUCAGAAAAAUGUUUUCUUCUUUGUUCAUCUGACCAUACAGGAGUUCUUUGCAGCUCUCUAUGUCUAUGAGUGUUUAACAAACAAAAAUAAAACAGAGCUCGGCAACUUCCUCAAUGUGAAGGACAAAGAACAUACUUUACUUGAUCUUCUAAAGAUGAUAGUUGACAAAGUGCUCGAGAAGAACAACGGUCACCUGUCCUUCUUUUUGCAAAUGCUCCUUGGCCUCAUUGUUGAAUCAAACCGGAGAGUCCUUCAGGGUCUGCUGACGUCGCCCGACCCAGGCAUAGAUACCGACAAGAAAAUCUUGACUUACCUCAAAUCCAUCCGAAGAAAGGCCCUCUCUCCAGAAAGUUGCAUCCGCCUCUUCCGGACCAUGGUUGAGAUGAGAGACCACAAAGUCAAAGAAGAGAUCAAGGAAUAUCUGAUGGGGGGAGAUCAUUUGAGAACUGAGCUGACUCCCUUGCACUGCUCGGCAUUGGCCUACAUGCUGCAGGUAUCAAAGACUGAUCUGGAUAUAUUGGACUUGAAGAGUUACAACACAUCAGAGGAGGGCAGGAGGAGGCUGAUACCAGCAGUGAGGUGCAGCAUAAAAGCCAGACUAGCAGACUGCAAAGUGACUACAGAGUGGGUUGAACACCUGGUCUUUGCUCUCAAGUUCCCCUACUCAUGUCUAAGAGAUCUGGACUUAAGCAACAAUGACCUAAAAGAUUCCGGAGUGAAGCUGCUUUGUGAUGGACUGUCGAGUCAGUGCUGCAAACUGGAGAUACUGAGGUUGUCAGGUUGUUUGGUCACAGAGAUAGGCUGUGAUUUUCUGGCCUCGGCUCUAGAGUUGAACCCUUCCCAUCUGACAGAGCUGGACCUGAGCUACAACCACCUAGGAGACUCAGGAGAGAAGCAUCUCUCUGAAAUGAGGAACGAUCCGCGAUACAAGCUCAGCAUACUGAACGUUGAACACGGUGGAAGUCACCGGAUGAAACUGGGAUUCAAGAAAUAUGCUUGUGAGCUCACUCUGGACCCCAGCACAUCCCACAAGAAGAAGAACCUCCUUCUCUCUGAGGGGAACAGAAAGGUGACCUGGGUGGAAGAGGAGAAGCCAUAUCCCCGUCACCAAGAGAGGUCUGAGCAGUGCCAAAAAGUGCUGUGUGAACAGGGUCUAGAUGGGCGCUGCUACUGGGAGGUCGAAGUGUUGGAGCCCUUCAAAAUUGGGGUAACCUACAGAGACACUGGCAGCAAAGGGGAUGUGAAUGAUUGCAAGCUGGGAUGCGACGAAAAGUCUUGGAGUCUGAUUUGCUCUAAUGAUGGUUGUUUUGCUCUGCACCACACCGAGAGCAUCAGCGUACCUUCCCUCUGCUCGCGCUCCAGUCGGGUGGGAGUGUAUCUGGAUUGGCCAGCUGGCACUCUGUCCUUCUACAGAGUUUUCUCUGACAUUCAGUUACACCUCCAUACCUUCAAGAAUUUGAAAUUCGAUGAACCCCUCUAUCCUGCUGUUGAACUUCACACGCAUUCGUCUGCAUUAUUUUGUUAGCUACCAUGAAUAAACUCUGACUGCAUCCACAGGACCAAACGUAGAUUUGCAUGUAGAUGGUCGGGACAUGUACAAUCUUACUCAUAUUAUUAGCAAUCUAUACUUGUGUCCUUUAAGAAAUCACACAGGAUUAACUUCUGCUUUCCUUUAGUAUCAGGGCUAAGCUAAUUUGCCAGGCUUGCGUGUCUGCAAAAUUGGGAUAUUUUUUCUAAAGGAAAAAGAGCGAUAAAGAGCGAGAGGUAACCUCAUUUUUUAUUGCAAAGACGAUAGGGGAUAUUGUGUCAUUUUGGUUUUUUUUUAAAGGCGUCCAAAUUUAAGUAAAUUGCUAACAAGAAAACAUUUUUUUGUCACUGUUACAGAUGGGCAUGUUACUCGGAUAAAUGACUCAAAAAAUGACUUAUUACUCACUUAGAAAUUAACCACAUUACCAAGAAUUUAACAGGAGCAGUAAUGACAUUAUUUGGGAACUACCGCCAUUGCACAUUCAAAAAUGACUGUUUGUAUCGUCCCAGUUGUACGAAUCACUUGGUUGUGUUGAGUUCAAAGUUAAUAGUCCCUUCACUGCAACGCGGUUGCGUCACCGUUCAAAGACACUUCAGCACGUACGACACUAAGUAAAUUGAUCACUGUUCACACGGCUUGACUGUCUUCAGUUCAGCACAAAAGUUGGUGUACGAGCACUGCACAUAAAUUUUACUAGCUCAGCAGCCUAGUGUUUAUGGCUGAGUUAUCAGAUUCGGAUUGUUUCUGUCAGUGACGAUGGGGAUUCAGUAUAAUCAGUUCACUCUGAAAACUCAUCGAUGAAGAGCUUGAGACAUUAGCUCUUUCACGAGAGUGACCUGGCCAAAAUGGCAACGUAGUGUAGAUACCACAGUUAUUUACGAUCAUUAAAACUUUGCAUUAAAAACAACGACGUUCCUUAUGAAACACUUUUUGAAUGUGAUGCUUAAAUGCCUGAUAUGAAGACAGCAUUUCCACGUGACACAGGUUUUACAAAGAUGUGAGCAGACUCUAGGGUCACUGGAGAAUCUCCAGCUAACUGAUCUGGCCUGACAGUUGUCAGACACGGGAGAGGGUAGAAAACAGGAAGUAAACAGGAAGUUCACCGAGAACAGCUUUGAAGAGUUCUUGUUCCAGUUUUCAAAAUAACACGCAGGGAUGAAUGAUAGACAGGAUCAAACCCACAAAGUUGUGAGCCUUUUCCUGCUAUGAGAGUUUUGAGAAAAUGAGGUUAAUGUUUUUCUUCAUCUUUUCAGUUCGAAGUUAAAAUGUCUUUAGCCCAUGGCGCUAGGCUAAACUGAGCCACAGCGCUGUGUUGUAGUGGUCACGGCCGGCGGCAGGUUCGUGAGGUUGAAAUAUAAAAAAGCUUUUCAGCUCGAGACAGCUUCAGGGUUUUAGAAAAUCUGAUUAACAAUCUUUUGGCUCGUGCAAACCUUUAAAUGUACGUGUGUAACUGUGGUAAUGUUCAGCCUUUCUAGUCGUGAAAAUAACUGAUAGUUAUUCAGUUUGUUGCACAUAUUAUAGGACUGCACCUUUUGGAGAUGAGUGAUUAUUAUUAUUUUUUUUUCAUGAUUUUGAUGUAUUAGGAUCUAAAUAGGUCAGGUUUUGUGUGUUUUUCACUACUUUCAGGAUGUUAGCAGGCUCUGAGGCCGAUCUCAUGACAAUGCAUACGGCAGUUGAGAUAUUUUGGCCGUAGACCGAAAUGUCAACCUCUCGGUGGCGCUAGAGGAAAAGCCAGAGGGUCUGACUGUUCUGAACUGAAUUAAAUGGAAAUCAUUUAACAUUGUACAGCAGCACCAAAUAUUAUGUUUAAAUUGUGUGCAUUUGCGUGUCAGGAAUUCUGUAGGCUUGUGCUGUUCCUGUAAAAAGUGGCUUUAAGCUUUUGUAGGACACUGCGUUAAUGCUUAAAAAAAAAAAAAAAAAAAACUGUCCAAGAUUUCCCGUUUAAAUCAGCAUAUUAAUGAGUGUUUUAAUCAGUGUAACCAGUGUGUUAAUGUAACCUGUUUGUGAAAAUGUUGUUUUCUGAGUGAUGCACUAAAAGGUUUCAGAUUAGCCUCACAAAGCCAGGCCCCCAAGUGGUGUCAAACAUUGCUCAGACGGACACCUUUCGAAACCCCUUUCGGGACUUGACUGACGACGGCGCCACUGGGCUGCGUGUCAUCUCUGUCUCCGGCUCACACAUGAUCCGCUGGAAUGAGUGUGAGGAAUGAAUCUGAGGGGGAGAAACACAAAUCAUGCAUCUGAAGAAUGACGAUCAAUACCUACAGUCAUCAUCUCGGAGCUGCUCUCUCAGCAGUGGGAUAAAAGUGGUUUGCAGUGGGGUGACUCUGUGCGUCCGAUAGAAAAUUAUCUCCAAAGAAUUUGAAUAUCAGCUGACUGAAAAAUCUCAUUCAGUCAAGCAUGGAAAUGCUUUACAACUCUAGUAUAUAUAUAUAUUUUUUAAAAUAUAUAUUUGUAGUGGUUUUCCGGUCUAAAGUUUUUGCUGCAGGUGGCCCUGUCUAGUCGGCAUCUCCCACCUGACAGACUGAGGUACCGCUGCAGAUUUGCCGCUGCGUUCCCUCAUUAGAGAAAACACAUGAUGGAGGAAAAGAUCGAUGACUGUCGCCUUGUUAAAUAUCAGUUAUAACCUACUGUAGACGUGGCUUUAGAAUGAAGAUACGUGGUCAUGAAUACGCAACGAUACAUUUCUAAAUUUACUAGGGGCUAAAUUUGGUCUAUGCACGAAUUUGAUCUUUCUCCGGUGAAGAUGCACAAGAUCUUGAAAGAUAAUUCCCACAGCAGUCAUUGUUAAAUACGGAUUUCCUAUCUUUUUCUAGGUAACAGAACAUGCAGGAUACUAAUUAUGAUUAAUUUGAAAAAGAAAUAUAUUUUUGUUUUCUUGGAAGAAAAAUCACCUUGGACACUUGGUUUAACUCGUUUUUUCCCCUCUAGUUUCUUCUUACUCUGUAUCUAGGGGGAGACUAUCGCUGGACUCUGCAGGAAAAAGGCUAAAUUAAUGUCGGCCUUUUUGUGUCUCAAACUGGAGACUGGAAUCAAGGUCUUGAUUCGUGUGCUGGUGCAGGGACGUGUUUAGGUCUCGUGUCUCUUGACGUGUAACGGAUCAGGUGUGACCUGGUCAUAAUAAAGCUAAUAAAAGGGGGUAAAAUGACGGAGGCACCUCCCUUUGAAUCACUUUUAUUCCCCUGAGUAUUCAUCCUGAGAGAGAAGCUGGGAGCUCAAAAGUUUUUUCUGGUUUCUUUGAGGUUAAUUUUUAUUGGAUUGACUGAAAGAUGGUUUGUAUUGAAAUAAUCUGAAAUCUUUUAUAUAUUUCAUGUAUGUAUUUUCUGCAUCUGCUGAAAUUAAAUCAUCAGCUAAUGAAAGA